Molecule: messenger RNA, 2329 nt
Organism: Microplitis demolitor
Lineage: Eukaryota; Metazoa; Arthropoda; Insecta; Hymenoptera; Braconidae
Exons: 4
Coding region: 445-1821 (458 amino acids)
Source: RefSeq, a predicted model, not a curated record
UUCCCGCCAAUUUGUUAUUCACAAUCACGACCACGAUCCAGAACAUCACCAAGCAACCGGCUUUUAUUAAAUUUAUAUACAUAUACUAAGAACUUACGCAAAAUAUAAAUUGUAUAUAUAAAUAAUAGUAUUACUAAUAAUAAUAAAAAGGUAAUUGUAUUAAAUUUAAAUUAAAUAAAUUAUUUAAACGAUGCAACAGCCACCAAAACGUCUGAAAACAGCAGAUUCACAUCUUGGCGCAAUUGCUUCGUCAAUUGAAGUAUUAGGAGACACAAUAAACUCAAUUGGAGAGUCACAUCGUUAUUGCUUAAAAGUAAACAAGUUAAUUGUGAAACACAUUCGUGAGCAGUCGGAAGGAUCCAAGGCUGUUGCAUUGAAUUUAUCAAAAGUAGACACCAACGAGCCGUAGGAAGAAUAUAUAAAAAUAGGUGUCAAGAUUAAAAAAUGUCUGAAGAUUCAUCACAAGCGAUAUCAUUUGCCAAUAGUUAUUUUGCAUUAGCUGAUGGCUUAGUUUCGGAUUUUGAAAAUUAUCUAGCCGAUGACGUUAUUCUCGAUUGGUUUGGGCAGACUAUCAAGGGCCGUAAAAAUGUAUCAGCAUUUAUGAAGUAUAGAAAUAUUAAUUCCAGACAUAUUAUUGAUGAAAUAAAUUCUACAUCUUCAAUAGAGUAUCGCAAACACCGUCCAUUGCGAAGAAAAUAUUAUUCAAUUGGUAAUAGUGGGAAUAAAACAAUCGAUAUAGAUAAUGAGGAAAAUGGUAUUCGGUAUAAAAGAAAAUGUUAUUCCGAAGGAGUAGUAGACGAUGGUAAUAAUUUAGUAGCCGACAAUAGCGCUAGUGAAACAAGUGUAGAAAUGGACAUUGAAACCGAUUGUGCAGAUUUUAAAAUAGCCUCAGCUAAAUUACAGGAUGACGAUUGCAACCGUAAUUAUUUAACUGAUGCCUCAUUAUGUGAUUUGAAUUUCGAUAAGUUAAAAUUAGAUUCCACUGUUUCAACUUCGAAAAAAACUCAAGUAUUAAAGUUUGAUGAGAACGAUAAUGAUAAUGAUAACAUUAAUUAUGAUGAUUUAAAUUUAUGUGAUGAUAACUCUAAAGAAGUAACAAACGAAUUUUUGAAUAAAUUAGAAAUGCGACCGACUUGUUUCGAUGAAAUUGAGAAAAAAAUAAUUUAUUUGCGUGAAAAAAAUAAGUCAGCCGGACGAAUCGAAAGCGGACAAGGAGAUGGGCCAGUUUCUACGGAUAAAAAAUUGAACCCAAUAAAAUAUGUUGCAGCUUGUGGUGUCAUUAAAUCAGCUCGUUUUUUCACCGCUAAACAAAUACGUAAAGACUUACGUCAACGUCAGUGUCGUCUUCAAAUAGCUUAUUCAAACAAAGAGAUAAAUUCAAAAUUAUCUACUAAAACUGAAUCAACACAAACAGGAAGAGGAACUGGUGGUAAUGACACUGAGACGAGUGCAAUGGAACUCGAUGAUAUUAAUAGUAAUAGUAGUAAACUAUUGAGCUUACAUGAUAUUAGAAAAUUGAGUAACAAACUAGUCUCUCGUGAUGAAAACGCAAACGAUCCUGAAGGCUGUUAUUGUGAUGAUCGUAAUAAAUUUUUACGAUGCUUGGAGUUGGAGAUCAUUGACAACGUCAAGGUCAAUCAGAAUGAUUUUGUUACGCCGAAAUACAAAAGACAUCAGUUGACAUUCGACAAAAGCCCCAAGAGAUUAUUCAAUGGAAUUGAAACCGGCCGCGGUUUUGUAUUUAAUUAUACCAUACAUUUAAUUAUUUACGAAAGCAACACCAAGUGUCGGCUCAAUCUCUCCAAUGAAUUUGAUUGUUAGAAAAUUUUUUAUAUCAACGGAUCUUUAAUUUCAUUAUAUUCGUUAUUUAUUUUUUCUUUAAUUUUUUUUUUUUUUUUUAAUUAAAGCGACCGGAUCGUUGAUAUUUAUUAUUAUUUUUUUUUUAUUUAAAGUUAAUACAUUUGUGAUACUAAUUAAAAUAAAAUAGUAGACAUUAAUACAAAUGUAAUUAAAGAAUAAUUAAUCAUUAUCGUUUAAAGACUUGAGUAAUUAAAGAAGAAAAAAAUAGGUUGAGUAAUGAUAAAGAAAAAAGUAAUUAUCAAAGUUAAGGUCAUGUUAUUUUUAGAAAAAAAAAGUCAUAAUUUUAUGUAAUUAUUUGAAUACUUUGUGAGUUGUGAGACAAAACAAUAUCUUAAAAUAACUGUGCUAAUUUUAGCAGAUUAUUUUCCAUUUACUCAUCUUUCAGUUUCUUCUCCGUUAACUUUUUUUUUCAUUAUUAUUUAUAGAAAUAGUUAUUAAUUAUUAAUUGCGAUUUUAUAAGUACAUUUGC